AUGAAAGUAAGACCAUCUGUAAAAAAAAUGUGCGAAAAAUGUCGCAUAAUACGCAGACACAGAAGAGUUAUGGUUAUUUGUGAAAAUCCUAAACAUAAACAACGACAAGGGUAA
Molecule: messenger RNA, 114 nt
Organism: Chondrus crispus (carragheen)
Lineage: Eukaryota; Rhodophyta; Florideophyceae; Gigartinales; Gigartinaceae
Source: the annotation of a RefSeq genome assembly